This is a messenger RNA of Pleuronectes platessa (European plaice), 3667 nucleotides long. RefSeq names its product neuronal PAS domain protein 1 (gene npas1). Bases 565 to 3012 code for a protein of 815 amino acids. The record is from RefSeq and is a predicted model, not a curated record. Gene Ontology annotation, biological process: regulation of transcription by RNA polymerase II. Gene Ontology annotation, molecular function: DNA-binding transcription factor activity, RNA polymerase II-specific; protein dimerization activity; RNA polymerase II transcription regulatory region sequence-specific DNA binding. NCBI's taxonomy places the organism in Eukaryota, Metazoa, Chordata, Actinopteri, Pleuronectiformes, Pleuronectidae. The transcript has 15 exons.
CUGUGGAUGUCGACGGGGAAGAAGAAGGUUUAAUCCUGAGCUCACACUGAGGCUGACCAAUCAUGAGCAUCAGAGGCAGACACAGACGGAGUGAGCCUUUUGUUGUGCGCUGCACUCAUCAAGUUAGAGGACAACUACCGAUUUGGCCCGAAGAAAAUUAAAAGACGGAGGGUCUUAUCCAAUCACACUGGCCACUGUGUGUUUAUCGGAGUGGGUGGCAGGAUUUCAGUGCCAUUCAUACUGUCAACUGGGACCCUGGCAGCUCUUCUAUUCCCAGCCUGGCCGACCCUCUCUCAGCCUCCUGACAGUUCCAGCCUGAGGUGCUGGUGGAGUAGGAGGAGGUGGUGGAGGGGGGACACUGCCAGGGCAGAGACGGGGCACCGGAGAAGAGGAGGAGGAGGAGGAGGAGGAGAAGAAGAGAGGAAGAAGAGGAGAGAGACAAAGUGGAUCAGAUCAACAGCAGCAGACUGAAAGCUGGAAAUGUCCGUCAGGUCUGAGUCUGUCACAUCCUCGGCCAAUCAGAGCCUUCGUUAACGGCAGCGGCGGCACGUGAUUGGGAGAAGGAUGGCGACCAUGCCGUUCGUCAGCGAAGGGAAGUGUGUGAGCGUGGAGUGGGAUUUUCUACAAGGACUGCUGGCCAAGCCUCCCACCCUGCCCUGCCUGCAGAACCUGCGCAAGGAGAAGUCUCGCAAUGCGGCGCGGUCACGGCGGGGGAAGGAGAAUUUCGAGUUCUUUGAGCUGGCCAAGAUGUUGCCCCUGCCCGGCGCCAUCACCAGCCAGCUGGACAAAGCCUCGGUCAUCCGGCUGACCAUCAGCUACCUGCACAUGCGCACCUUCGCCAGCCAGGGGGACCCACCCUGGAGUCCUUUAAUGGAGGGUGGCGGCAACUGCAGCAAAGUCCGACGAUCGGCUCUUUCUCUGGCGACGGACAUGUUUGAGCAGCACCUCGGGGCACAUCUCCUGCAGUCUCUGGAUGGCUUUGUGUUCGUGGUCAGUCAGGAGGGACGGUUCCUCUACAUCUCAGAGACAGUUUCUAUCUACCUGGGACUCUCACAGGUGGAGCUGACCGGCAGCAGCGUGUUUGACUACAUCCACCCGGCGGACCACGUCGAGAUGGCGGAGCGGCUGGGAAUCAGGCCCCAUCUGAGGGCGGAGGCCGGCUGCCACACGGCUCCCGAGAGCGCCUCCAGCUCCGCGUCCGCCUCCUCGCUGGCCGGGACCCCCGAGCCCGCUCCGUCGAGUCCUCACUCUCCUGCAAACGAACCGACCGAGCGCGGCUACUUCAUCCGCAUGAAGUCCACGCUCACCAAGAGAGGCCUGCAUGUCAAGUCCUCUGGAUACAAGGUGAUCCACGUGACCGGACGAAUCCGCUGCCGCCCCGCCCUCGUGCCGGGCCCCACGCGCCAGGUGCGUCGCCCGCUGGGUCUGGUGGCCCUGGCACACACGCUCCCGCCCUCCACGCUGAACGAAGUCCGCAUGGAGAGCCAAAUGUUUGUCUUCCGAGUGAACAUGGACCUACAGGUCACGUACUGUGAGAACAGGAUCUCUGAGUACAUGGAUCUGACCCCAGCAGAGGUGGUGGGACAUACCUGUUAUCACUUCAUCCACGUAGAAGACCUGGAAAACCUCCGGCAGAGCCAUGAAGACUUGCUGAGGAAAGGCCAGGUGGUGACUGGCUACUACCGCUGGCUCCAGAGGAGAGGGGGCUACCUGUGGAUCCAGUCCAACGCCACCGUCUCCAUCAACCACAAAGCCCCCCACGAACGCAACGUCAUCUGGGUCAACUAUGUCCUGAGCCGAACAGAGUUGCCCGACACUCCCCUGGAUCUGCUGCAGCUUCCGGAGGGCUUACGAGCGGAGAGACUUCGAGUUAGCUCCUCUCCCACCGACAGCUCCCCUCAGGCCCGAGGUAGUUCAGGUUCACAGCCAGUAAAGGGCCCAGCAGGGAAGAGUGACCCCGACACUAAAGGGAGGGAGAAAUUCACUGCCGCCGCCAUCCAAUCAGAGGACAGGAGGAAGCGCCUCCUGAGGUCCGAACCCGAGGGCGCUCCACCCGAAACCCGCCGCAGACUGGAGGAACUCCGCCACGUAGAGGAGAGCGUGUCCGCCUCCUCUGACCUGGCGAGUGAUAGCGAGGGGGAGGAAGAGGAAGAAACGGAGUGGGAGCUGGGGGGGGACAGUGACAGACUGAAACAGGAAGACGGCGGGGGAGGAGGCAAACAGAGCAGGGGGGGAGACACCCCGAGCAGAGGGGAGAGAGGAGGGAGGGCGCACAACGGCCGGGCUGUGAUCCAGCAGCUGAAGAGUGUGGUGACCCCGUCUUCUCUGACUGGCAGCCCCGGCAUCAAGACUGAGCACGACUCCCUCACCGGCGGGGGUCGCUGGGGGUCACACACACAAACCUCCACCUCGCAUCCCAACCAGCACCAGCCCUCACACGCACACACACCCUCCAGCAGUCUCAACGGCGACAGCCCCACCACCCCGAUCCCCGACUCCUCUUCCAGCAGCGAAGCCCCUCCUAAAGGUUUGUUCACUCCGCCAUCCCCGGCUCUGUCCCCCGCCAUGUCCGUGUCCUCCCCGCUGCCCCGCGAGGAGAGGGCCAUGUCGGGCUUAGUCAGUCGAGGCAACAUCGGCAACGGCUGCCCAGGUGGUGGUCCUGACUUUGAGCUGCUGCAGAGACUGGCUGCAGGUGGUGCUGCGGGGCGGGUCCUCUUUCACCCCCUUGCCCUCGGCCCACAGGGUCCUCAGAGCCUCUACGCCCCCAGCACCAUCCGCUACGCUCCACCUGAGCUGCCUCCCUCCCACCACCACAGCGCGGGACACAGUGAUGGCCUGCAGCUACGCUCAGACCACCACAAGGGACCUCCGCCAGCCUUCUUCCCCCACCUGCAGCGGCUGGCCGGGCUGCCACCCUUCAGUGGUUUCUCUCCGUCUGACAGCCCUUUCUCCUCCGGCCUGCCCUUCUGUAUGAAUGGACUGAGGGGGGCCGCAGGCUCGGAGGAGGACUGAGAGAGUCAGAGGGGAGGAAGCGAGAGGAGAAGAUGAAAAUGAAGGAUGGAGCGGGUGACAGAACAGAAAGAGAGACAUUGAAAAGGGCAGGACGGACAGAAGUGGCAGGACAUUACGCCUCUGAGGACGUUACUAAUUGGACAAUGAGUUGAAUAACUGCGAUCCAAAGUGUGUGACACGUCGCUGCCGUAGGGAAUCGUUGUCUGCCUGUUGUGGACGAGUGACAGUGAUUCUCAAAGAAAACGGGACGUGGAAACUUCUGACUGCUCGUCCCUCAAGACGUUCCCUCUCUUCAACAAUAACGAACUCUGCUCUGUGUCUUUCUCUCGACGACCGUGUUGAUUUUCUGUGUCUCUUCCACUCAGAGAAGCCAUAUUGUAUAUAGAGACGAAACCAUAAAGACCCUCAGCUCACACCCACCUCGCUGUCACCACGAUUAACCCAUUAACAGAAGACGGUAGAAAGAGACGGACACUCGUCUGUAGGAACAAAAGGGAAUUUUGAAUAUAAAUUUGUAUUAUUGCAGUAUCAUACAAAUCACCUCUUACGCUGAGAUCCAGGUGAGAAUGUAAUUGUUGGGUUAUCCCAUAAAAUAAAUGAAGGUUUUUUUGUAUUGAGAUUCAAAAUAAUAAUAAUAAUAAUAAUGAAAAGAAAA